Parastagonospora nodorum SN15 is the source of this 1221-nucleotide messenger RNA. RefSeq lists its product as hypothetical. Lineage: Eukaryota; Fungi; Ascomycota; Dothideomycetes; Pleosporales; Phaeosphaeriaceae. Bases 1 to 1221 code for a protein of 406 amino acids. The record is from RefSeq and is a predicted model, not a curated record. The transcript has a single exon.
AUGGGCAAAGCCGCACCACCAGCGUAUCGGGACGACCCCGAUGCCGUCUCUCUACAUACGACACCCGACGACUACAGCUACGACGAUGCGCCAGAAAUCUCAGGGCUUCCGCCUUCAUACACGGACAGCGAAGCAAGCACUGCCCCAAUCUCAGCGCCCAUCCGCCAUGUCCCACCUCCAUCCACUCGAACGAACCACGAUAACCCCGCAUUCAAGAACGGGAGGCCUGUUGUCUGCGAAACGGAAACAAUCAUGGAUUCCAAGCUCGACACUGAUCCAGACGCCCUCGAACAGAGAAUUUGCCAUGCCGGAAACAAUAUGCCGACGCCCUACAUCUACAUAAUGGGCACACACAAAGAGACCGUGAGGCGCGGCGACAAGAAGGAAACACAUCACGUUACCGACUUCCGCAUCGUGGUUAACAUACAACGAUACAUAAAUCCUGUCCAUGGUACAUCGUAUAUCCCGUCUGUAGCCAUCACCACAGUCGAGAAUGGAGAGAAAACUCACAGAGGCACCAUCCUGAAAUGCCGUGCGCCAGGCGCCAAGCAAGACAUCGAGGUCGGUACUCCAAAGCCGACACUGAAGGAAUGGUGCCAUCGAUACUGCGCGUCACCAAGGAUGUUGCGGAUCUUCCGGCUAGAGCGCCCCGUAACUGGCUUGGACCAGCAGCAUCUCAAGAACCGCAUCGAAGGCCUGAUAUCCUCCGCAAACUACCGCGGUAACGUCAGCGUCACUUUCCCCAUCGAGGACCGCUAUCUCGACAUUUACACCAGCAACAAGAUCAACGAGUGGAGGCUGAAGACAUGGGUCUGCUGGAUCUUUUACCUCACGUUCCUCUGGAUCUUCACGUGGCCGUACCUCUUCUUCAUGACAAAGCGAUAUGCGGUUGUAAGAGCCGAGUGGCCAUUUUCUGUCAUCGGGGACAAUGGGACGAAGAAGUACACGACUAUCAGUGAGGAGCAGUGGUUUGAGAAGUGGAAGGUUGGUGUGCGUAGGCUGGUGCUUGAUAGGUAUCAAGGUGAGGCGACGGAGGAGAUGAUGCAAGGAGUCAUGGCGAGGCCGGAGGACCCACCGAUGCCAAAUACUAUUCGUACAGGGCAUGCGGGGGUUGAUAGUGCGGUAGGUGUGUUAACACAGGGCUUUCAGGUCGCGCGGGCGAUUCAAAAUGGAGGGAAUGCUGGGAGAGGUUUGCAGGGUGGUUGGGGAUAUAAUACUUGA